AAUAGAGAUCGUCUACAAAGCCAACAAUCAGUUUCGAAAUCAAGAGCUUAAACCACAGCAUGAAUCCUGCAAUUUUCCUUGGUUGCCUGGUGGUCCUCUCAGGAUGUCUCCUUGGAGGAGUAAGGGCCCAAAGCGACGAUGAGUUCACCACCGAAAAACAACGCCUAGUUCAGGUGUAUGGUGAUUCUUCGGUUGAUGAGGCUACUAGAUACAGAAAUGUCGCCGAUCUAGUUACUUUCCUUGACAAGUACUCGACUCGCCUGGCAUUGUCCCCCGACUUGCAACAACGUUCCCAGGAUCUCCUGAGGAGGUACAAGGAGGAAGAAUCCCGGGCAGUUACUGUGGAUGGUGUUCCCGCUCAGGGAGGAUUCUGGGUGCCACUGCUGAAGCUGCUCAUUGUGCAGCUGGGCGUCGAACUGGCCUCUGAAGGAUUCAAGCGAGCCACAGCUUCCUAAGCCUUAAUUGGUAAAUGAUGUAACACAUCUGAAAAUAUAUAUUUCGUGCUUAUAUAACACA
Messenger RNA from Drosophila biarmipes, 516 nucleotides. RefSeq names its product protein Turandot M. The transcript has 2 exons. The record is from RefSeq and is a predicted model, not a curated record. Lineage: Eukaryota; Metazoa; Arthropoda; Insecta; Diptera; Drosophilidae. The coding region runs from base 60 to 455 and encodes 131 amino acids. Gene Ontology annotation, biological process: immune system process.